Messenger RNA from Lolium rigidum, 663 nucleotides. Its product is annotated as sphinganine C4-monooxygenase 2-like. Bases 1 to 663 code for a protein of 220 amino acids. Lineage: Eukaryota; Viridiplantae; Streptophyta; Magnoliopsida; Poales; Poaceae. The transcript has 3 exons. The record is from RefSeq and is a predicted model, not a curated record.
AUGGUGUUCUCCGACGAUUAUGUGGCCGCCGUGGUGCCCAUCUUGGUGUACUGGGGCUACUCCGGCGUGCACGCUGCGCUUGGCCACGGGCACGUCAUGGACAAGUACCGGCUGAACACCAAGGCCGAAGAGGACAGCAGGAACACCGUGUCCAAGCGCGCCGUCCUGGUCAACGUCCUCAUGCAGCACCUCAUGCAGCUCGUCGCCGUCACCGUGCUCACCCCGGUUAUAGCUGGAAAAGGAGUAGGCGCGGCACCGUCGGCGACAUCGUCGUCGUACCUGACGGCGGCGCGGCAGAUCGCGGUGACGAUCGUGCUGUACGACGUGUACCGGUACGCGUGGCACCGGCUAGCGCACCGGAGCCGGUUCCUGUACCGUCACCUUCACUCGUGGCACCACCGCCUCGUCGUCCCCUACGCGUUCGGCGCCAAGUACGGGCACCCGUCGCUGUGGAACGGUGCCGCCUACCACGGCGUGCACCACCUGCCGCGCGGCGUCAGGUACAAUUUCUCCGACCUCUUCUUCGUCACCUGGGACAAGGCCUUCGGGACGCACCUUCCCUACACCGUCGAGGAGAGGCCCGGCGGCGGAGGGCUCGUCAUCCAGCCCAUGCGGCCCAAGCAGGCGGCCAAGGCCUCCGCGGUCGUCACGCCGGUGAACUAG